UGUGGCGUGUGACUGGUCGCGGAGUUUUGUCAAUCACGUUGCCGCGGUUCGGAAGGAGGGAGCGCAGUGCGACCCGAGCUUCCUCGCGCACGAGGAGCGGCCGUUGGGGGCGCGCGCCUCGCCGAUUCUCUCCCCCCCCCCCCCCCACCACCAGCUGUGCUGGCGCGCGCAUGCACGAAAGUCGGGUUCACUGGCUUUGAAGUGGCCUGAGGCGCACAUGGUACUUCCUGUCCCGAAGAAUGGAAAGCUUCCAGCUCAAGCCGACUUCGCUGCGAAUCUCUGCGCGCUUCUUCAGUCUUCUGCUCCGCUAAUGAUGGACACAUUCCACUCUCGCCUCGGCAGAGCAGAGCAGUGCUAGUAUGCUUCGGGAUUAAAUGGUUCCUACACGUCGUCAGCACUACUCACCUUGUACUGCAGUUUCACUUUUCGAAGAAGGAAAAACCUCCUUGCCAGCCGACCUAAAGUACCCUACUCAGGCCCUCCCGUGAAACCGUGGACUUUCCUCCCCCCACCCCACCCCCUUCCCUUUCCCUUUUUUCCCCCGACAGUAAAACUAUUCAACAAGUUGUGUUUGGAUGUGCAUUUGUCAUGCAGGGGCUACUGGAACAGGGCUUUGUGCUUUUCUUCUGCUACACAGUCUGCAGGUUUUUAUUCGCCGAUUCUCUACCCAAAUUCAAACUUAAAAAACAGCUAGAAAAGGAAAGAUGUGAAGAGAAUGUAGCCUUGACAGAAGAUCAUGUUGGAUCACUACAGGAGAAUGAACUUGAAAAUGUUAUUCAUGUACGGAGACGAAGGGAAUCUAUGGAUCCCUACUGGGCUUAUUCAGGAAACUAUGGACCAAAAUAUUGGGCCACGUCUUACGUCGGUUGCUCUGGUGUCAGUCAAUCCCCAAUUGAUAUUGUAGAUCAUAAGACCCAUGAAAAAGAUGACCUGCAGCAAAUCCACCUCGAGGGUUUCGAAACAGAGUCCUCCAAUAGGACGCGAAUGAAGAACACUGGAAAGACAAUUGCUGUGCUGCUGAAGGAUGAUUAUUUUGUUAGCGGAGCUGACCUUCCAACCAGACUUAAAGCAGAAAAACUGGAAUUUCACUGGGGUCAGAAUUGGAGUUCUCCAGGUUCAGAACACAGCCUGAAUGGAAAAAGAUACCCUAUUGAGAUGCAGAUUUAUCUUUCAAAUCCUGACAAUGGUGACAUGGACAUGACAUCCAGAAGAAAUGGUGUUGCAGGAGCAAUGGCGAUAUUCCUUCAGGUCACCCGCCAGGACAAUCUUGCAUUGGUUCCCAUUAUCAGAGGGUUGAAGGGAGUCGUACACCAUGAGAAAGAAACUUUUCUGGAUCCCUUUGUACUGGGCCGUUUGCUGCCAGCAACUCUUGGAAGUUACUACAGAUAUUCUGGCUCCCUGACAAAGCCACCAUGCAGUGAAAUUGUGGAAUGGAUAGUCUUCAGCAGACCUAUCUCUAUUUCCCUUCAGCAGCUGGAGGCCUUUUAUACCAUAUUUACAACUGAACAGCAAGAUCACGUCAAAUCGUUAGAGUACUUGAGGAACAACUUCCGCCCACAACAGAAUCUGAAUAAUAGAGUGGUCUACAAGUCAGUAGUCAAAGGCUCUUGGAGCCAAGUAACUGAGAACCCUGGGAUCCUACAUAUCACUGAAGCUGUCGUUCAAUUGGGUAAGUCAGCAGAAGAUUAUACUUGGAUUGGAUUUCAAUACGCUUAUUAUAUAUACUUGGAUCUGGAGAUAGGGCAUACUUUUGAUCAAGAUCUUUUACUAUCGCUGCGAGUAUGCAGCAGCCCACCUGUGAAUAUGACCGUGCAACCUGUGAACAGGUCUGCUUUACUCGUCACGUGGAACAGACCAGAAACCAUCUACCACCCUCCAAUUAUAAAUUAUCUAAUCUCCUAUAGCUGGACAAAAGAUGAGGGAGAAAAAGAACAAACAUUCACCAAAAAGAAUGAUCACAACCUGGAAGCGAUUAUCAAUCAUGUGUCCCUGGAUAAACUCUACCUGUUUCGUGUACAAGCUGUGUGUCAGAAUGAUCUACGAAGUGAUUUUAGCCAGACAAUGCUAUUUCAAGCUAACACAACUAGAAUAUUUGAAGGAACCAGGAUUAUAAAAACAAGAAUGCCUACAGCCUCUCCUGCUGCUUCAGCUGACAUGGCACCAAUCAGCUCUGGGUCAUCUACCUGGACUUCUUCUGGUUUAACUUUGCCCUUUGUUUCCAUGGCAACUGGCAUAGGCCCUUCAUCCAGUGGAAGCCAGACUACUGUAGCAUCUGUGGUAACGAGCACUUUGCUUGCAAGUCUUGGGUUUGGUGGUGGUGUUGUUCCUUCCUUUCCUAGUACUGUGUGGCCUACACGCCUUCCAUCUGUUUCUUCAACCACUAAACACCGAGCAAGAACUGUUGUUUCAACAACUGAAGCAUUGUCAUCUCCAGGCUCAGAGGGUGGUUCUGCUGUGAACAAAACUGGUGAGGCAGAAGGUAAAGAUGAAAAGAAAGACAAUGAUGGUGAGAAAGGAGAAGGAGAAGGAGAAGGUGACGAUGAAGAAGAAAAAGGCUCCGGAAAAGAAAAUGAAAACAAGACUGUGAAUGUAACAACCACUAAGACACAAAAUGAGACUGAGUCAGGGACAUCACCUGAAGGAUCAAGUGGUCCAACCGAGAAGGAUAUAAACCCGACCAGUGAACUAGACCUUUCAAACACAACUGUGAGUCAGGAAAAUACCACCUUUCCACAACCAGCAAUGGAACAGACGGAGACACUAUCCAAAGUUGCAACGACAGAAAGCUAUCCAGUUCAAAUUCCACUCAAUCCAACACCUUCUUCAAAAGCAUGGAAUGAUGUGGAGCGAGAUAAGUCAGCUGAAAACACAUUUGUUAUGGUGGAUCCAGAUAGGUCCUCCUCCAGUAUGGCCACACAACCAUACUCACCGUCCAGUAAGAUGGAAUGGAUAAUUCCAUUGGUGGUUGUCUCCGCAUUGACAUUUGUCUGCUUAAUUCUUCUUGUGGGUGUGCUAGUUUACUGGAGAAAGUGCUUUCAAACAGCGCACUUCUAUGUGGAAGAUAGCAAUUCACCACGGGUGGUUCCUAACGAAAGCAUUCCCAUUAUUCCAAUUCCAGAUGAUAUGGAGGCCAUUCCAGUCAAGCAGUUUAUAAAGCACAUCAAUGAACUGUAUAACAAUAAUCAGCAUGGAUUUUCUGAAGAAUUUGAGGAAGUCCAACGCUGUACAGCUGAUAUGAACAUCACAUCAGAGCAUUCCAACCAUCCAGAUAACAAGCACAAAAACCGAUACAUCAACAUUGUAGCAUAUGAUCACAGCAGAGUUAAGCUACGGCCAAUACCAGGAAAAGAUUCAAAGCACAGUGACUAUAUAAAUGCCAACUAUGUUGAUGGUUACAACAAGUCAAAAGCCUAUAUAGCUACACAAGGCCCCCUUAAGCCCACAUUUGAAGAUUUUUGGAGAAUGAUCUGGGAACAAAAUACAGGAAUCAUUGUUAUGAUUACAAAUUUAGUGGAAAAAGGAAGACGAAAAUGUGAUCAGUACUGGCCCAGUGAGAACAAUGAAGAGUAUGGCAACAUAAUUGUCACCCUGAAGAGCACAAAAGUGAGGGCAUGUUGUACUGUACGUCACUUCACCAUACGGAACACAAAAGUUAAAAAGGGCCAAAAGGGAAACCCCAAGGGACGUCAGAACGAACGCAUGGUUAUCCAGUACCACUACACCCAGUGGCCCGACAUGGGGGUACCAGAGUAUGCCCUUCCUGUACUCACCUUUGUAAGAAAAUCAUCUGCAGCUCAAACACCAGACAUGGGACCAGUGGUGGUACAUUGCAGUGCUGGUGUUGGUAGAACUGGAACAUACAUUGUGCUUGACAGUAUGUUGAAACAGAUAAAAGAUAAAAGCACAGUUAAUGUUCUAGGUUUCCUCAAACAUAUCAGGACCCAGAGGAACUAUCUUGUGCAAACAGAGGAACAAUACAUUUUUAUUCAUGAAGCCUUGCGGGAAGCAAUUCAUGGAAAAGAAACAGAAGUACCUUCCACGCAGCUACAUGGUUACGUCAACAGUAUUCUAAUUCCAGGUCUUUCUGGGAAGAUGAGGCUGGAGAAGCAGUUCAAGUUGGUAACUCAGUGUAAUGCAAAAUUUAUAGAAUGCUUCAGUGCCCAGAAAGAAUGCAACAAAGAGAAGAACAGGAACUCCUCAGUUGUGCCAUCUGAACGAGCUCGGGUAGGCCUCGCACCAUUACCUGGGACCAAAGGAACUGAUUAUAUCAAUGCCUCCUACAUCAUGGGAUACUACAGAAGCAAUGAAUUUAUUAUUACUCAGCAUCCUUUGCCACACACAACGAAGGACUUUUGGCGAAUGAUUUGGGACCACAAUGCACAAAUUAUUGUCAUGUUACCAGAUAACCAUGGACUUGCCGAGGAUGAAUCUGUGUACUGGCCAAGCCGUGAAGAAUCCAUGAAUUGUGAAGCCUUUACUGUAACCCUCAUCAGCAAAGACAUCCUGUGCCUCUCCAAUGAAGAACAAGUUAUCAUCCAUGAUUUCAUCCUAGAGGCAACACAGGAUGAUUACGUACUGGAAGUGCGUCACUUUCAGUGUCCAAAAUGGCCCAAUCCAGAUGCUCCUCUGAGUAGCACCUUUGAACUUAUUAAUGUAUUAAAAGAAGAGGCCUCAACCAGAGAUGGACCAACCAUUGUUCACGAUGAGUUUGGAGGUGUCUCUGCUGGGCUGUUCUGUGGCCUUACCACCCUUUCACAGCAGCUGGAGUGUGAAUCUGCUGUGGAUGUGUACCAGGUUGCAAAGAUGAUAAACCUUAUGAGGCCAGGAGUUUUCACAGACAUUGAGCAGUAUCAGUUCCUAUAUAAAGCAAUGCUCAGCUUAAUCAGCACAAAAGAGAAUGGGAAUGGCCCCUCAUCAUUUGACAAAAACGGCACCAUCAUUAUCACUGAUGAAUCAGAUCCAGCAGAGAGCAUGGAAUCUCUUGUGUAAUAUGAAGCUUUUUGCAAAUGGCACUUCAUUUGAAAAAUGUUUAAGGACUGAAUGAACUUUUGAGGCCUUUAUUGCCAGGUUCCAAUUUUACUGACAACCUGACUGUACUUUUCACAGUGAUGAGAGUUUCAAUGUUUUAACCAUUCUGAUUCUUACUGUUAUCCUGCUGAGUAUUUGCACCUCCUAGCUUCACAAAACAAAAUCUCAAUUCAUUCUAGUUUGCACUAUUUGAUCAGUGUUACAGCCAAUUAAUAUCUAGGACAAAAGCUCAAAACUCCACAAAGCUAUUCUGUCUGCAAUCUUUCAUUAGCUGUGUGCAUAGGAAGAUGGAAUUUGUGUUUAGAGAUAGCUUUGCAGUAAUUUUGCAAAAAAGAAGCAUUCUACAUUUUGGUUGGAGAUUAGUUCAGAUGGAGCCCUCUUUUAUGCAUAAAUGGUGUAAUUUUAGAUAUCAUUUGAAGUAAUACAUUAUGUGAGCCUGGCAAAUCUUUGCGAAAUGCCUGUGAUACAACUUUACAUUCCAGUAAUCAGAGUAUAAAAAUUCAAAAAAAAACUCUUUAUAAUUUGGAUUUACUAUGCCAGGGGUAUGGGUAAAGCAAUUAAAUUGUCAAUUUCUAACAAUGUUACAUUUGUAAUGUAACAGAUUGUAACUGGAUAUUUAUGGAGAAAAGCUGACUUUUUGCAUAUAGCUGAAAAGUAAUAAAUCUCUUAAAGGAAACAGUCGUAUUGCAUGUAAGGUGCAGAAUUACUAAGCCCUUUGAAGGAUUAAUAAAAAUGCAUAGUUUCUUUUACAAGGAUGUGAGUGUUGAUAUUAAAAAAGAUAGAUUAACAUGUGAAUUACAUAAGUGCAAAAAUGACGGAUCAUUUGAUAAUAAUAAAGUUACACCAUUACUUAUAUAAAGGCUUCACCAAUAAUGUAGCAGAUUUGCCUGCUCUAUACUUGUCAUUUCAAAAUAUUUUUUUAAAAAUCUCAGAUCAUAUAAUGUCAGUGGAACAAACUUUUUAACUUACCAAAGAUAUAAAGUAGUUCUCAGCAGAAUGUAGUCAUUCUUUUCUCUCCCAGAAAUACAGUUUUAAUUGUCUUAUUAAUUAUUUUUAAAAUGUCUCUUCAGUCCAGGGUGCACUUUUUUUAUUUGUAAGCUCAAUUAAUGACUCAAUAAGAUGAAUGUUAAUAUUAUCAAGAUGCCAGUUCGUAUUUUUAUGCCUAGCGAAUAAAUAAACUUUCGCACAGAUAUACAGUACAUACCUUAAUUGCAAUGUAGAAUCUCUAUGGUUUCUCUUUUUAAGGAGCAGACCAUAUUUGUACAUAAGAUUCAUUUGUGAUAGUCAGUUAGUUCUCUGCAGUUGUAGUUUUGUUCUCAUCAAUGGGAAGAAUACGGCAAUGCUGGACAGAAUUUGCUGUAAUAUUUCUCUUUGACAUGACACCCUUAAGAAAACUGCUACCUGGAAGUAAAAACAAAAGUUACAAAAUUUUAUGUAUUAAAAAAAAGAGGUAUUUUCACAAAGUAGGAGACAUUUUCUAUACAAACUAAACAUUUUGAAGGGGCAAACACGAAUCAGACUUUUAGGCAAUUAAAAAGCUUGAACUGUUUUCAAGAAAAACUAUCUAUAUAAAAAAAAGAAAAAAAAACUUUUCUCAACAAAGGGGAGAUAUUUGAAUUUUCUUUUUAACCUCAUGGUGUAGUUGUCUUCAAAAAUAAUUUUGUUUCUGUGUUUUAGGCAAAUACAUUCAUAGAUCAUAUAUCAUGUCCUGAAAAUCAUAAUCUACAUUCAUUCUUAAAGGUAGCAGACAAAUCAAAUUGUAAAUAUUUUGUUGCUUUGCAGGCAUCUUAUGGGGACUUUGUAUCUAUGUUAUAUAAUCACAGAAUUUUAUAUUUUCAUAUAAAGCUAAUUUUUUUCUAGUCUCAACUCCUUCAUAGUUUUGUGGUGGCUAUGUCGAAAGCUGUAUGUGCAUUGAGCAGUACUAUGAAUACAGUGUCAUCACAUUUCAAAGGCAUUUAACAUUUAUUACUUCUUGGGGCAGUGGUCGUCAAAGUUGCAGGUAUUUUCAACUAUAUCGUUGGUGUGUGCAAUAGGAAUAGACCUAGGCAGUUACUGAACAAGUUUGUCUCAUAACCCAUUUGAAAAUGUGGUGUUUUGUAACUUGAAAAAAUCUCCUUUUUUUCUGUCGGAAACUAUAGUAAAUCGUUCUAUUAUAGUGUUAUUUAAUAUGUAAAUUGUAUUCCUAUACAUGAAAUAAAGUAUGGGUUUUGAUGGACCAGUA
Hypanus sabinus (Atlantic stingray) is the source of this 7249-nucleotide messenger RNA. RefSeq names its product receptor-type tyrosine-protein phosphatase gamma-like. Gene Ontology annotation, molecular function: protein binding; protein tyrosine phosphatase activity. The transcript has 31 exons. Gene Ontology annotation, biological process: protein dephosphorylation. The record is from RefSeq and is a predicted model, not a curated record. Lineage: Eukaryota; Metazoa; Chordata; Chondrichthyes; Myliobatiformes; Dasyatidae. The coding region runs from base 589 to 4989 and encodes 1466 amino acids.